AUGUUGCUCCGGCCCCGGCGGCCACCCCCGCCCGCACCCGCAGCAUCGCUGGCGCACGACGGCUCAGACCUCGAGCCACGGGCGGCUGGGGAGGUCCCGGGGACUCCGCCUGGACGGCCCGCCUCGCCAGGCGCAUCGGGGGCCCCCGAGUUUUUCGGAUCCCCAGUGUCCCCAGGCUCAGCGCAGCGCACGCCCUGGAGCGCCCACGAGACGGAGUUGCUACUGGGCACGCUGCUGCAGCCGGCCGUGUGGCGUGCGCUCCUGCUGGACCGUCGCCGGGCGCUGCCUACCUACCGGCGCGUGUCCGCCGAGCUGGCCCGCCAGCAGGUAAGGCGGACGCCCGCGCAGUGCCGCCGCCGCUACAAGUUCCUCAAGGACAAACUCCGAGACGCGCAAGACCAGCCGCCCGGACCCUUUGACGCGCAGAUCCGCGAGCUCAUGGGCUUGCUGGGCGACACCGGGCGCAGGCGCGGCCGUCGCCGUUCUCCCGGUCCCGGACGACCCCCUCGCGGCCGCCGCCCCGCCCCUGGCGCGCCCUCCGAACAGGACGCACCGUCCUUGUCCGGCUCCCGAGACACCGACUUGGACCCUGCCUGGGCGCUCCGAUUCAAUUCUUCUCCACCCAAGCCCUCCGAGGUCCCUCGCCCCGCCAGCUCCCCGACGGCACUCCCCACCUUAACUCCCGGGCCCGGCCGCCCGGAAGAUCACGCGUCCGUCCACGCCCCCGACUCCCCGCCGCCUCUCGACCCCGCCUGGGAAGAGCCCGAAUCGCCUCCCGGCCGCCCCGAGAACCCUUCGCCGCCGCAGCCCGCGCCCCCGUCGCUGAACGCCGCCCUCCUGCAGACCCUGGGCCACCUGGGCGACAUCGUGGCCGUGCUGGGCCCACUGCGCGACCAGCUUCUGACCCUGAACCAGCACGUGGAGCAGCUGCGGGGCUCUUUCGACCAGACCGUGUCCCUGGCUGUGGGCUUCAUCCUGGGCAGCGCUGCCGCCGAGCGGGGCGUCCUGGGGGACCCGCGCCCGUGA
Messenger RNA from Phyllostomus discolor (pale spear-nosed bat), 1026 nucleotides. RefSeq names its product undifferentiated embryonic cell transcription factor 1 (gene UTF1). The transcript is spliced from 2 exons. NCBI's taxonomy places the organism in Eukaryota, Metazoa, Chordata, Mammalia, Chiroptera, Phyllostomidae. The coding region runs from base 1 to 1026 and encodes 341 amino acids. The record is from RefSeq and is a predicted model, not a curated record.